This is a messenger RNA of Astyanax mexicanus (Mexican tetra), 1113 nucleotides long. RefSeq lists its product as uncharacterized. Bases 158 to 625 code for a protein of 155 amino acids. The transcript is spliced from 4 exons. The record is from RefSeq and is a predicted model, not a curated record. Lineage: Eukaryota; Metazoa; Chordata; Actinopteri; Characiformes; Acestrorhamphidae.
GGCUGAGAGUGUGUUAGUCCAGCAGAACCGCUGUCCUCCGGUCUGUCCACAUACACACACACACACACACACACACACACACAAAGAGAGAGAGAGAGAGCUCGGGCUGAGGAGCACUUUCUCCACUGUGCAUUUAUUUCUAUGUACGCAGGACACGAUGGGAUGUACAGCCAGCACUCACACCACAGCUCAGGACACAACUCGACCCAACUCAAAAACAGAGGAAUGUAACGGGGCGAGCACCACAGGAACAGCUGCUGAAAAGGCAGUACAUGAGAAAGAGACUACGCCUGCUCCGGAGGUGGCCAGUGCAAGUUCACAGCCCCAAGUAAGCUCUGAAAUUCCGGCAGCAACUGCAAGUCAGGCUGCAGCUGAGGCUCCUGCAGCUGAGGCUCCUGCAGCUGAAGCACCUGCAGCUGAAGCACCUACAGCUGAAGCGUCUGCAGCUGAGGCUCCUGCAGCCGAGGCUCCUGCAGCCGAUGCUCCUGCAGCCGAUGCUCCUUCGGCUGAGGCUCCUGCAGCUGAAUCCGCAGCACCUGCAACUCAAGAUGAAGCAGCUUCAGCAGAAAGCCCAGCAGAACCAGCCCCAACAGAGGAGACACCAGCACCCAGUGAGGGAAGCUAAGGCAGAAUUCUGCAGACAUCGCUGGGUUAUGAUGAUGGUAGAACUGAAAAACUGCUCAAACAUUUCACGACAAACGAGGAACCUUUCAGCAGAGAUGCUUAAAACCUGAGAUAACUUAGGAUUGCUAGCCUGUUGCCAAGAUGCAGACUGCAGAUCUUUCAGACUGGGGUCUUGCAGACAUCACAGUGCCUUUAUUUAUCUUUGUCAGCGGUGAUGGGAACUACUUUUGUAUAUACUUAAUAUUUUAAUGAAUGUAUUUAAAUGAAAUACCUUAGAUAGAUUAAUUUAGAGAAUUUAAAAUGUACAAUAUAAAUACAAGACUUUGGGUACAGAAACUUUACAGAGAUUUAAAUUAUGUAAUGUUCAUAUCCUUCAUAUUGCUUCUUUGUGUUUGUACAGGACAGUGUACAGAGCCAAAGACUAUGGGACAUCACUGUAAAUGUACCUAGACUAUUAUGCUAUACUAUAAAACUAUUUAGACUAAUAAA